UAUGAAGUUACUUGAUAAAAUAUUCGAUUUCCUUGCCAUUAACAAAGCCAAUAGUCAGUUAUCGUUAUGGCAGAGUAAGCUAGAGGGUCGGGCGUCUGAAGGACGCUUAGCCAGUUCAUUGGGGGGUUCGUUGGUUGGUUGGUCAACUGUAGGAGGGGAGGAAUUAGUUAUACAAAACUUUGAGAAGGCUUUAUCCGAUGCUUACGAUUUAUUGCAAGAGAAAAACUAUUUUGCAGUAUAUAGUUAUUUAAAUGGCGAUGACGCAGAAGAAGAAGAAAAAGGAAAGAUUUCGGAGAUUAGCGAUGAACAAUCGAUCUUCGGUCUAUCAUCUAAGAAGGCAUUUACCGAUAAGGAAGAUCGCAAUCAGAACAACGCAUUCGACUUAAAUUUACUGGAGGAUAAAGAAAAAUCUUUGAAAGAGGAAGAUCGGGUUAAUCGUUUAGAAGUCUACGAUAGAAAGAACGAUAGAAUUUGUAAUGCUGUAUUGCACUCGAAGGGACAACAAAACAACUACAAUCGCCUUAAAAGCCAUGAAAGUCUAGCCAAUUGUUCUUAUCAACAGCGUAGAAUAUUCAAUGAACUUUCUGAAGUAUCGGCAAACCUUAAUUAUGCGCAUCAAACCGGAACUACACUUAGUUAUAACACGAAUAAUUCCCGAAUAAUUGAAGGAAACAGCAAGAAAGUUAGCACAGUAGAUAAAAAUAGCUCUGAACCCAAAACUAAAGCGAAUGUUAAAGGAAACUCUAGUAUUCUGUUGAAUAGAUCGCAGAUCGUCCCUGACGAAAAGCUAACUAAAUUAAAUGAUAAAGUGGAUGAUGAAUGGCAGAAGUCGUUUAUUUUUAACAAAACUACGAAAAGACAUAAUUUAUUCGAUGAGAAAUUUUUCAAAAAAACAGAAGAGAGAAGAGAAUUGAGCGGUAAGGAAGGUCUAGACUGGUAUGACGGAUUUAUAGACGAGGAACGUAGGUUACAAAUAAAUAGAUUAGAAAAGACUCGCAGCCGUAGGGAAAGAGAGACAAGAAGAGUCCAAACUAGGUUGGAGGAAGCGGUUGAGAAGUUAUACGCUUUUUAUUACAAGAAGCACCCUUUUAAUUAUUAUUAUCCAUGGGUUACAACGAUCCUACCGAUUGUCCAAAUUAUCUUGUUUAUAUGCCAGAUUUCGUUUCAUGGCUUUGCACCGACUGGCUUGGAACCAAUUCCGGCCGGCGUCCACCUGUCGAAAACGAUCAACGGCUAUGAGUCGUUUCAGUUAAGAAGGAGCACGAAUAUUUGGAUAGGACCGCCGUUGAGUAGUUUAUUAGUUUGGGGAGCGGUGUAUGCGCCUUGUCUAAGACCAUUGAGAAAGAAUAUUGCUAACUUAACUACGUAUUUCGAUAGUAUGCACGAGAAAUUAGGAUGCUGCGAAUCUAGGGAUAUGGCAGGAACAAUGACAGAGAAGGAGUGCACUAGGGGGCAUAGUAAAUCGGUCUGGCACGAUGGGUUGUUUUGUAGCAAACGUUACCGUCUACCAACACCUAUGAUUAGGCAUAAUGUUAAACCCUGCUGUAUUGGUUACUUAGGAGAAUGUCGAAUGAUAACUAAGGAACAUUGCAUAAACUUAAAUGGUAGUUUUGUCGAUGAUAAUAACGCUGAGCAUUGUAGAUAUGUUGAUUGCCUUGCUAGAGCUUGUUAUGGAAAAUAUAAAGUAUAA
This is a messenger RNA of Dimorphilus gyrociliatus, 1690 nucleotides long. Lineage: Eukaryota; Metazoa; Annelida; Polychaeta; Dinophilidae. The record is from the annotation of a GenBank genome assembly.